GCAGCACGGGCAGGAAUUGAGCACCUCUUCAUACCUGACGAAAACGUAAUCGAAAAGGCGCAGUCUGCACGCGGAGGUGACAGAACGUGCUACUCGUCCGCAAAAGAGCAGGCUGAAAAUGCAACGAAGGUAGAAGAACUCGAAUGGGAAGCCUGGAUGCGGGUUUUGGAUUGCGCCGGUUUCCGAACGGGCCAUGUUUAUCGAAAACCUUCUUUGCUCUCCAAAUCCGUGACAACUCACUCGUCUGUGAAUGCCAGUGAGGUAGCUGUUCCUCCAACUUCUUCAGCAACUGGAAUGAUAGACGGGGAUGACUCGGAAGCUGUGGCGGCACACAAGUUAGCGCUUCUUCGGAAAGAACAGCAGGAAACGCAAUGGCUUAACAGUCCCAAUGUCUAUCAGAAGGUUGAGAUUUUGGAGACUGGAACAGACAACCCAAAAGUUAUCACAAAGUGGAUACGCGACGCAAUAUCUCCAUCAUCGAGCGGAAUGCCGGUCAAGAUCAGCAUGCCACAACAGUUCAGCCCAGUGUCGAGCAAUCAAAAAGAAUUCAAGGAUAAACAACGGGCAAUCAGGGUAACUUUGGUGAUUUCCACGACAAGCUGGGAUUUG
Messenger RNA from Ostertagia ostertagi, 609 nucleotides. NCBI's taxonomy places the organism in Eukaryota, Metazoa, Nematoda, Chromadorea, Rhabditida, Trichostrongylidae. The record is from the annotation of a GenBank genome assembly.